Carcharodon carcharias (great white shark) is the source of this 1650-nucleotide messenger RNA. RefSeq names its product N-acetylmuramoyl-L-alanine amidase-like. The coding region runs from base 46 to 1494 and encodes 482 amino acids. NCBI's taxonomy places the organism in Eukaryota, Metazoa, Chordata, Chondrichthyes, Lamniformes, Lamnidae. Gene Ontology annotation, molecular function: peptidoglycan immune receptor activity; N-acetylmuramoyl-L-alanine amidase activity; peptidoglycan binding. The transcript is spliced from 5 exons. The record is from RefSeq and is a predicted model, not a curated record. Gene Ontology annotation, biological process: detection of bacterium; defense response to Gram-positive bacterium; peptidoglycan catabolic process.
AACCAAACAGUAAAGGGAACAAAGCUCAUUUCAGAGGCUCUGAGGAUGCCUAACCAAGUGAGAAUUCUACACUGCUUUCUCCUCCUCUGGUCGUUCUACACAUUCCUUUGGGCUGUUGAAGCGACACCAGACUAUCAACUCAAUAAUGUUUUGAGCAUCAUCGAGGAGUUGGAAGGUCAUGAUCCUGCAUUGACUAUUCUCAACAUUACUACUACUCUAGGAGGACUGAGAAAGUCUGACCAGGAUUACCAUCUCCUCCUCUUUGGUGAAACAUCAAUGCCUUCUGUCUCUCUGGAACCUCUAUCUGAAGACCAACAAUCUUUUAUUAAAAAUGUGAUGAACCAUAAAGUCGACUCUUCAGCUGAACAUGGCGUGGUUCUCACUCCAGAUGGAACGACAAUUGCUGUUGGGCACCUUAUUGCCGGGAUUGAAGCUGGAUUGAAGAGAAAUGUUGACCACCCUUGGCCGGAUUUGGCAGGUGGACUCCCAGUCCCAGUUGAUAGUCUUUAUGCCCUGACACUAGCCAAAGAUCUAGGGUUAGCAAUCGUGGCCCAUCACUUGAACAAAAGUCAAGUGUUACUGGGACCUGAUGGUUGUUGGGAUAAUGUGACUUCUCCUCAAGUUUUCACUGGAUCAGGUCCCUGGUCCCUGGUCACUAAUGCUUUAAUUAAUGGAGGCAUGGAUGGCUUUAUCCUGGGGAGCUACUUAACAAAGCUCCAAGGUCCACUGCCCAACCUCAGCGCUGUGUUGAGAGAUUACUACAGAAAGGGUCAGGGGCAAAUGGGUUUAAGGGCAAAUGCACGUCGUAAGAAUUUUGACGCAAAGGUUGACCUUGGUAAUUUUAUCAAUCAGGUUAUAAGUGCUGUUUACCUGUACAACCACAUCAGGAACAAUGCAACUCUCCAAAACCUCAACGACAACACCCUCAGAAAGAUUUCUGAGCAAGGAGUUAACCAGUUUCAUCAUAGCUAUCUCGAGUGCCCUGCCAUUAUCCCUCGCUGUAUGUGGGCUGCCAAGCCCUACAAAGGUUCCCCGGUGAAUCUGGUGCUCCCCCUACACUUUGUUUAUAUCCACCACACCCAUCAGCCAAGCCGACCCUGCACCAAUUUCCAGGACUGUGCAGCAGACAUGAGGAGUAUGCAACGGUUCCACCAAGAGGAUCGUGGAUGGGACGACAUAGGUUACAACUUUGUGGCAGGCUCUGAUGGAUACAUUUACGAAGGUCGUGGAUGGCUCUGGCAAGGAGCUCACACCAAAGGACAAAACUCUAGGGGGUAUGGAGUGAGCUUUAUCGGUGAUUACGCCUCGGAGCUCCCAGACCAGGCUGCAAUGGAACUAGUCAAAGAAAAUUUCAUGAAGUGUGCUGUGAUUGACAAGAGAAUAGCCAGUAAUUACACUGUCCAGGGACAUCGACAACACAGACCAACAACGUGCCCAGGAGAUAGGUUAUUCAAUGAAAUCAAGACCUGGGAGGCCUUUAAGGAGGUUGAAUAAACCAGUGUGACCACUACAGCGUCGUAACCACUGAAGAGCAACGCAUAGAGAGACCAUGUGGAGACCAUGAAACAUGAAGACAAGCCCUUAAGCAAGGAAGAGCUACAUAGACACAGUCAUGGUUACGUGAAUAAUAAACACAUUAAUUUUAAAGUG